This is a messenger RNA of Acanthamoeba castellanii str. Neff, 537 nucleotides long. RefSeq names its product MAP kinase phosphatase 6, putative. Gene Ontology annotation, biological process: dephosphorylation. The record is from RefSeq and is a predicted model, not a curated record. Lineage: Eukaryota; Discosea; Longamoebia; Acanthamoebidae. Gene Ontology annotation, molecular function: phosphatase activity. The coding region runs from base 1 to 537 and encodes 178 amino acids. The transcript is spliced from 7 exons.
AUGGCCGGACCCACCGAGUGGUCGUUCUGGGUGCUCAGGGGCCAAGUGUUGGCCGGGGCCUACCCCAAGCGCCAGCACCUGGUGGCUGACCUCCUCAAGGCGGGCACGACAACGUUCAUUUGCCUGAUGACGAAAGCCGAGCUCGAGCGACAGGGACGGCCCUACUUUGAGGGCGUGCCCAAGCUUAUCGCGCAGGCGCCCAGCGAAUACCCGCACCUCGCUACUCGACUCUCCUACCGCCACGGAGUCGGCGAAGAUGCAGAGGUGAACGCGCUGGUGGCGGAGAUCAUCGACAUGCUCAACCGCGGCGAACGCAUCUACCUCCAUUGUCGUGGCGGACAUGGACGCACAGGGACCAUUGCCUCACUUCUUCUGGGCCGGCUCUACGGGCUCACGGCGUACGAGGCCCUCGAGCUGUGCAAGCGAUACCACGACUGUCGGGCAGACGUCAAGGCCAAGCCCGGGGUCUACGGCUGCCCAGAGACGCACGACCAGCGGUCACAAGUGUACCGUCUCUUGUCCGCGGCCACGCCAUGA